GAAGUAAUUAGCAACCAAAACAGGUGACAUAAAAUCAUAAUAUCUGAAAUUUUUUGAGAAAUUAUUCAAAUGAUUUGGCUUAAAGUUUUACUCAUUUAUUGAUCUUUCCCUAAAACUAAAAGAGAUAAUAAACGCAGUAGCUUUCAAACGAUAAUUAGACACCAGCUUUUGCUUUUCCACUAUUCAAUACCUUGAAUAAAAACACUAUUUCACAAGGUUGUUGAUAAAUUCUUUUUAAGGGAAAUUCUCAUUUCUGCGUUAUCUUUGUUUCAAAACAGUGGAAAAACCCCUCUCAAUAAGCCUUUUUGCUCUUUUUUUGUCUGCCCUCAACACCUCAGGCCAAAUCGUAAAGCUUUUUGCCAAUAAGUUUCAUAGUUAGACCUGUUUGACACGCCUGACUUUUCAGUUUCCAUCCCCGCUGUGAUGGCAGCACCUCCCCCAUGUGCCCACAGGGCUCAGGUGACACCAAGUCAGGUUUUGACACACCUCCUGGCAGUCGCCUACAAAACUGCAUUCCCUGAACCUUCCCUCAGAACGUCUGCCUUGCAGGUCGAGGACAACGCUUUUUCUUAUCACUUUCUCAAAAGGGAGGAAAUCAGUGAAUCAUGCCUGCCAGCAUUUGUGGAGCCUGGGAAUUGAUCAGCAAUGUUAACUUUGAGGGCUACAUGGUUGCUCUUGGUAUCGGCCCCUACUUGAGAAAAAUCGCUCUGAAACUGAAACUGAGGAAGGUGAUUGAGCAGCACGGGGAUCAAUAUGUCAUCAAAACUGUGAGCCCCUUCCGGAAUUACACCUUCUCCUUCAAACUAAACCAAGAGUUUGAAGAGUUCACACAGGGACUGGACAACAGACACGUCAAGUCACUGGUGACGUGGGAGGGGAAUAAACUGGUGUGUGUGCAGACUGGGGAGAAGAAGAACCGAGGCUGGACACACUGGAUUGAAGACGACAAGCUCCACCUGGAGCUGUAUUGUGAAGGAGAGCUCUGCCGACAGGUCUUUAAAAAGAAGUAAAGCAGUCAAGAGAAAGAAGAGGUGUUUCUGCAGGAGCUAAGCAGCGCUGGAGGACAGAGCUGGCCUGACCCCAUGUUGUUAACCCCGACAAACAAAAGCACACAAGACAACAAGUCUGUGGUGUUUUCUCUGUGAUGGAUUCCAAAUAUAAUUCCAGAGAAUGCUCGUGUUUCAUGUCAGGGUUGAAAGAUCCACCACUAGGUGGCAUGGUUGCACUACUUUUGUGAGGCCCUGCAGCUUGGUGGAGCUGCCUCAGUGGUGGUCCAGGCCAUUGUGCAGUUAGCUCACUGCCAAAUGCUGAUACUUUUAUUGCCUGCUUAACCCUUGUGCUAUCUUAGAUGACCCCACCCUUACAUUGACAUGUUCUCCCUACCAUGACAAAGGUGGAAAGAUUUCAUGUAAUCCAUGGACACCAGUGAAGAUCACAAAUCAGUAAAGAAAAAAGUUUUAACGCACUGUCUAGUGGGUCUAGAUGACCCAUCUCCCAAUGUUAAAGUGCCUAGGAUAGCAUAAGGUUUAAAAAACAUUUUUUCAAAUAAUAGUUUUCUUUUUAAUCACUACAACCGGCACUAAACUAAUGUGCACAGUGUUUAAGUUUAACAUUUUCAGUUACACCGAUGCAUUUGUACCCAUUUUUAAAUGCAUUUAGGGUUCAGGAUCACUGUAAUUUAUUUUUAUAAUGUGUAAUGCCAUGGAGAGACAAGUUCAACUGUAGAUAUUACUGUUACGUUGUUGUAUUUUUAUAUGCAUUCAAUCUUAAUGUAAUUUAUAAUUCAAUUGUAAAAUAAAACAUACAUUUUUAAAUGUUCCACAGAAAA
Oryzias latipes (Japanese medaka) is the source of this 1828-nucleotide messenger RNA. It is a transcript of the gene rbp7a, whose product is annotated as retinol binding protein 7a, cellular. Gene Ontology annotation, molecular function: lipid binding. NCBI's taxonomy places the organism in Eukaryota, Metazoa, Chordata, Actinopteri, Beloniformes, Adrianichthyidae. The record is from RefSeq and is a predicted model, not a curated record.